Molecule: messenger RNA, 1078 nt
Organism: Ananas comosus (pineapple)
Lineage: Eukaryota; Viridiplantae; Streptophyta; Magnoliopsida; Poales; Bromeliaceae
Product: caffeoyl-CoA O-methyltransferase-like
Exons: 5
Coding region: 85-825 (246 amino acids)
Molecular function (GO): S-adenosylmethionine-dependent methyltransferase activity; O-methyltransferase activity
Source: RefSeq, a predicted model, not a curated record
CGACCAAGCCAGUACCUAGCAAGGAACAACCAAGCAAUCUCCUCUCGCACAUCCAUCUCCGAGCAUCUCCCCUCUCUCACAACGAUGGCAACAACAGCGAAUGGCGCGGCGACGACGACGACGACGAACGGCGUGAACGGCGCCGCCAAUGGCGCGGCGAACGGCGCAAACGGCGCGAACGGCAAGGAGCAGGGGCGGCAUCAGGAGGUCGGCCACAAGAGCCUCCUCCAGAGCGACGCGCUUUAUCAGUAUAUACUGGAGACGAGCGUUUACCCUCGCGAGCCCGAGUGCAUGAAGGAGCUCCGCGAGAUCACGGCCAAGCACCCAUGGUAUAUAAACGAUGAUCGGCGUCUACACCGCUACUCCUCUCGCACCGCCCUCGCCUCCCCGACGACGCCAAUACUGGCAAUGGAUAUCAACCGCGAGAACUACGAGCUCGGCCUGCCGGUGAUCGAGAAGGCCGGCGUCGCGCACAAGAUCGACUUCCGCGAGGGCCCUGCUCUGCCCGUCCUCGAUCAAUUGCUAGAAGAUAAGAAGAACUACGGGUCGUUCGACUUCGUGUUCGUGGACGCGGACAAGGACAACUACCUGAACUACCACAAGCGCCUCCUCGACCUGGUCAAGCCGGGCGGCCUGAUCGCGUACGACAACACGCUGUGGAACGGCACGGUGGUGGCCCCGCCGGACGCCCCCCUGCGCAAGUACGUCCGCUACUACCGCGACUUCGUGCUCGAGCUGAACAAGGCGCUCGCCGUCGACCCCCGCGUCGAGAUCUGCCAGCUCCCCGUCGGCGACGGCGUCACCCUCUGCCGCCGGAUCGCCUGAUCGCUCCAAAUUUCCCCCCACCCCAAAAGCCUCAGAUUUCUGCCUGCUCUCCAUACUGUUGUUAUAUGUCAUAACUUAUUUGUUUCGGGCUUGCAACAGCUUGUGUUACAAAAUCUGGGUGAAAGAAUUAAGUCGCCGUUGUGUAAUAGCUCUUGUUCGUACACCAUAUAAAUCUGAGACCGGGAAAGAAAUUUGAGCUGUGUUAUUAAAAUUAAAAAAAAAUAUCAAUGUUCAUUACAAUCGAUUCCCUUUA